Messenger RNA from Arachis stenosperma, 486 nucleotides. RefSeq lists its product as uncharacterized. The record is from RefSeq and is a predicted model, not a curated record. The coding region runs from base 1 to 486 and encodes 161 amino acids. Lineage: Eukaryota; Viridiplantae; Streptophyta; Magnoliopsida; Fabales; Fabaceae. The transcript is spliced from 2 exons.
AUGGCGGCGGCGUUGGUGGUGGUGUUGGGGAGGGGGAGGGGACGUCGGGGUGGGGGGAAGGGGAAGGGGAGGCGGGGGCGGGGAGGGGGAGGUUGUGGUGGUGCUGUUGGUGGUGGUCAUGGUGCUGGUGGUGGUGUUGGUGGAGGUUGUGGCGGUGGUGUUAGUGUUGGUGGUGGUGGUGGUGGAGGAGGUAAUUGUGUUGGUAGUGGUGAGGAUAUAACGACAGGUAGCAGAAGUAGGUCGAGUGAGUCAUGUGAUCGUGGUAAAAGGUGGGCUUCUACCGAAUUAUCCAGGGCUGCCCAGUCAUCAUCCUCUACCCUGCCUACCUCGUCGACCUUUGCGAUAUUACAUGCGGGUCCAUCGGACCAGCAAUUUGUCAUGGUCCUAAAUCCGAAUCGGGUGCCUCCUUCUACUACGCCUUCUGCAGAUGCAACGACGACAUCGACAAAGCCCGUGGUGGGUUGUUCCUCCAAUACCCCCGGAUAG